CUCGACAACAUUGCGAGGGGGGGUUGUUGCCGAAUUGUGAGACUCGAGGGGUAUAUACACCUCCCCGUCCGGCCCAGCCUAGAGUUCCAGCAAAAUCCCCAAUCCCGCAGAGCACGCUCCCUCCGCCCCUCGUUUCCCCACCCACCAGCCUAGGGUUCCGGCGAGAUGAAGCAGCAGGAUGGAGCUAGCCCGGCCAAGAUGUUCAUCGGCGGGCUCUCCAGGCAGACAAGCAUGGGUACGUUCAAAGAGUACUUCGGGAAGUACGGGGAGAUAAUCGAUGCGGUAAUAAUGAAGGACCGCCAUACCCAAAAGCCUAGAGGCUUUGGAUUUAUUACCUAUUCAGAUCCUGCUAUUGUUGACAGAGUGAUUGAAGAUAACCAUGUCAUUGAUGGCAAGCAGGUCGAAAUUAAAAGGACUAUCCCGAAGGGUGCUGCCCCCCUGAAAGAUUUCAAGACAAAGAAGAUUUUUGUUGGCGGAUUGCCUACUGCUCUAACAGAUGGUGAAUUCAAGGACUUCUUUUCAAAGUUUGGAAAGGUGGUGGAACAUGAGAUCAUCUGUGAUCAUUCGACCAACCGGUCACGAGGAUUUGGAUUUAUAGUGUUUGAUGCAGAAAAAACUGUAGAUGAAUUGUUAGCUAAGAAAGGCAAUAAGAUUGAUCUAAAUGGUACUCAGGUGGAGAUCAAGAAGGCAGAACCAAAGAAACCCUCUAACCCACCUCAUUCACUUGAUAGCAAACCUAGGAGAUCUCCUUAUGCAGAUGGUUAUGAUGGAUUUGCCAGCCGUUACAACAAUGGUGGUCGCCUUGCCCCCUAUAAAUCACCCGGUUUUGGCGCUAGGCCUGGCAGCUACAGUAGUGCUUAUGUUCCUGGCAGCUACAGUAGUGCUUAUGUUCCUGGUGACUAUAGUAGCGGCUAUGGUGGUUAUGAUGGAGCAUUUGGAGGUUAUCAUGGAGAAUCGUCGCUCUACUCCAGUCGUUUUGGUGGCAGUUAUGGUGGUGGUUUAGGUGGUGCAUAUGGGCGUGAUGCUGUGCCUUAUGGCACGUCUAGCUAUGGGCCUAGUUAUGACUCUUCAGGUGCCAGUGCCGAUCCUAGUGUUAGGUCUGGCAUGGUUGGACUCUAUGGUGCUAGGGGAGGCUAUGGUAGCAGCAGUGGUGGUGGUGCUACUGGUCGCUACCAUCCAUAUGCCGGUUUUGCUUGUUUUUUGGUUGUUGAUUUGGAAGUUGCUUCACAUACAGCAUUGCCAACGUAUCCACCAUCACAAUUUUCAAUUGCUGAUCCUAUAGUGCUCUAGGUUGCUGAUCAUUUAAUUUCCCUUCUUUGGGAUGACAUUAUGGUCCUUUCUUGUAAUAAGCUAGUUUAGGCCUUUGUCAGUUAAUCCUCUUCCCAAGGGGAUUGGAGAGGGUUAGACCUCUGGUUUGCAGGAAUCUCAUAGGAAUUCUGUAGGAUAUGAUUUCUAUAGGAAAUUUCCCUUUGAUCCCUUUGUAGCAUUGGUAACUUUUUCAAAGGAAAAUAAACAUUACGCAAGACUCAAUGGAAAAAAAAAUCCUAUCCUGUGAACCAAGAUUUAACCCCCCUCAGCCCUCUUCCAUCCCCACCAAACUGAGUGUGCCCUUGGUUGCAUUGUGAACUUGUGUUUAAAUCUGAAGAUUUUGGUUUGUCGAGUUUACAUGUUCAAUUAUACCAUUAUUUCUUAUGCUCUGAUGUGUGUAACAUUGUAGUACGCACUUCUUCACGUCUUUCAAUUAUUAAUGUUGUGAACUAAAUGUCUCCGCUUCUGAGAUAUGGAACUAAAUUGACGUAUUCAUGUGUUCAAUGGUUUGAUAGAAGCCCUGGCAAAAAAAGAAAAAGGUUAAUAGAAGCAUGAUCAUCCAUGACCCAAAGUAUAUCACCUAAUUAUUGUAGAAGCCUCUCACCAAAGAAGCCUAGGAUGGGAGAAAACCACGAAGUCGCUAGUGUGUCUUUGGUCAUGGUAGCAGCCUACCAGUUCCUAAUAUGUAGGCCGUCCACCUUCACGGUGAAGGGGAGAUCUGCCGAGUCGGUGUUUAGAAUAUAGCUUCGCCAAUAUCAUGGCACAAGUUUCCUCAAAAAAUAAAAGAUAAAAAAAAUCAUGGCAGAACUUCUCAUGAACACGCAUGGGUGUUAAAGCUGGCUUGCAAUUUGUCACGUGAGUGCGCUAAGUAGAUCAACGCCGUACCUUUCUUUCACAAUCACAGGAUUGUACCUUUCUUUCACAAUCACAGGAUUGUGAGCCACUUCACUGCCCAAGACGUUAAUCAUAUAGUGGUGUGGUUAUUUUGUUAGGCAAAAAUGCUUAAGGAAAAUAUUCUACGGCUGUCUUUGCAUGCCACAGAAAGGGCUAGACGAUUGGAUCACCCACUCUUCUUAGAAGGAAGACACAAAAUGGGCCCAGCUUAAAAUUAAUAAAGCCCUCGACUGGCUAUAGGGGCAAGGCAAAGUUGGAUCACUUAAUUGCAUAAUUUCCCUGUAACACUUUGUUUGCUAAAGCUUUCUAUCAAGAUGCGCCGGGCCAGACGGCCAUGGGUGGCCGUCGAUGCAUAGGCCAAGGCCGUACGGGCACUCGUGCCCCCUUGUCCCCGAUGGAGGUGUGGUUGAGGAGGUCAAAGCACCGCUGGUGAUUGGUGAGGUCGUGCAAAGAUUACUAUAGCCACAAUCGGGUUCGAUAGUGCGUCGUGUGUGAGGUGAUGUGACCGGCAGCGGUGAACGAGCAGAACAACCGUCGUCGUUGCCUAGGGGAGGGCUGUCUCGUUUGUGAUGGUCAUAGUUAUUUUCGACAUUCCUAUGUGCGGAUCAGACGCGGUGGCACAUGGGUUAGUGUAGCUAGGUGGUGGUGAGGUUUGCCAAAUCAGAUGGAUUUGGCGCGAUGCAUCGGGCAUCGGGUUGGUCACAUUGGGUGGUUGUGCGAGGUGCAACCCUCUCCCCCGCUGCUACCGAUGAUAGUUGUCGAGAUGGCGCAUCUCAUUUUGGUAAUUUCCAUUUUUUUCCCCUUUGGCCGGCUAGUUUCGUGUGAAUAGGUAGAGUGGUGGGUGGUGACUAUGGCGACAAACAUCGUGGAUGUGUUUUCUUCGGGUGAAAACUCAGGAUCUUGCCUUGUUGCUUGAUCAGGCAAUGUCAAUGUUGUUACCUUAUUGAAUUGCCUAUGUUGUUACCUUAAUGAAAGUGUUUUGACCCCUUCAAGGGUGAUAUCCCAUUGGCCCGACACUUCUGUUUGGACCAACCAACAGGCGCGAUUCCUUCUUGAAGUCGUUGUCUUGGAGCUUUGCGUCCUUUUUUCUUCUAAAAUAUUGUGGUGCAUUUGGUGGUAUGACAUGGAGAUGUUGUGAGGCAUGUCCCAUUUCCUAUGUGGGUGGACUCAAUUUUUAUGAUGCUCCUCUUUGUAAGCUGAUUUGUUUGGUAUUAUCAAUAAUUGGUAACA
Molecule: messenger RNA, 3432 nt
Organism: Triticum aestivum (bread wheat)
Lineage: Eukaryota; Viridiplantae; Streptophyta; Magnoliopsida; Poales; Poaceae
Product: RNA-binding protein Musashi homolog 2
Exons: 7
Coding region: 166-1290 (374 amino acids)
Biological process (GO): regulation of gene expression
Cellular component (GO): nucleoplasm; chromatin
Molecular function (GO): RNA binding
Source: RefSeq, a predicted model, not a curated record